Messenger RNA from Balaenoptera musculus (blue whale), 2141 nucleotides. RefSeq names its product syntrophin alpha 1 (gene SNTA1). The transcript has 8 exons. The record is from RefSeq and is a predicted model, not a curated record. Gene Ontology annotation, molecular function: protein binding; structural molecule activity. Gene Ontology annotation, cellular component: intracellular anatomical structure; neuromuscular junction; sarcolemma. Lineage: Eukaryota; Metazoa; Chordata; Mammalia; Artiodactyla; Balaenopteridae. The coding region runs from base 99 to 1616 and encodes 505 amino acids.
CCGGGCCCCGCCUGCCCUCCGCCCUAGGUGCUGGGUUGGAGCUGGCCGGGCACUGCGGGGCAGGGCGAGCGCGGCGGCCCGGGGGCUCGGAGGCGAAGAUGGCGUCAGGCAGGCGUGCCCCGCGCACCGGGCUACUGGAACUGCGCGCCGGGGAGGGCUCGGGGGCUGGAGGCGACCGGUGGCAGCGGGUGCUGCUCAGUCUAGAGGAGGACGCGCUGACCGUGAGCCCCGCCGACGGCGAUCCCGGCCCGGAGCCCGGUGCCCAGCGGGAGCCGGAGCCCGCGCAGCUGAACGGCGCCGCCGAACCGGGCGCCAAGUCCCCGCCGCUGCCGGAGGCGCUGCUGCUCCAGCGGCGCCGCGUGACGGUGCGCAAGGCCGACGCCGGCGGGCUGGGUAUCAGCAUUAAAGGGGGCCGAGAGAACAAGAUGCCUAUUCUCAUUUCCAAGAUCUUCAAGGGCCUGGCAGCCGACCAGACGGAGGCCCUCUUUGUAGGGGAUGCCAUCCUGUCCGUGAAUGGGGAAGACCUUUCCUCUGCCACCCAUGAUGAGGCGGUGCAAGUCCUAAAGAAGACAGGCAAAGAGGUGGUGCUUGAGGUCAAGUACAUGAAAGAGGUCUCACCAUAUUUCAAGAACUCUGCCAGUGGGACCUCGGUUGGCUGGGACUCGCCUCCUGCCUCACCCCUUCAGCGGCAGCCUUCCUCCCCUGGCCUCCCACCCCGGGACCUCCGUGAUGCCAAACACAUGUCCUUGAAGAUGGCAUAUGUCUCGAGGAGGUGCACCCCCACUGACCCAGAGACCAGGUAUCUGGAGAUCUGUUCAGCAGAUGGCCGGGACACCCUCUUCCUGAGGGCUAAGGAUGAGGCUAGCGCCAGGUCGUGGGCAGCUGCCAUCCAAGCCCAGGUCAACGCUCUGAUGCCCUGGGUCAAGGACGAGCUGCAGGCGCUGCUGUCAGCCACCAGCACAGUCGGGAGCCAGGACAUCAAGCAGAUCGGCUGGCUGACUGAGCAGCUGCCCAGUGGGGGCACAGCACCCACCUUGGCCCUGCUGACCGAAAAGGAGCUGCUCCUCUACUGCUGUCUCCCCCAGACCCGUGAGGCCCUGAGCCGGCCGGCCCGUACUGCCCCGCUCAUCACCACCAGGCUGGUGCACUCAGGCCCCUCCAAGGGCUCCUUGUCCUACGAUGCAGAGCUCUCUUUUGCCCUGCGCACGGGUACGCGCCACGGUGUGGACACUCACCUGUUCAGCGUGGAGUCACCGCAGGAGCUGGCUGCCUGGACCCGCCAGCUGGUGGAUGGCUGUCACCGGGCUGCUGAGGGUGUGCAGGAGGUGUCGACAGCCUGCACAUGGAACGGCCGUCCCUGCAGCCUCUCUGUGCAUAUUGACAAAGGCUUCACACUGUGGGCGGCUGAGCCAGGUGCGGCCCAAGUUGUGCUGCUCCGACAACCCUUUGAGAAGCUGCAGAUGUCCUCGGACGAUGGUGCCAGUCUCCUUUUCCUGGACUUCGGGGGCACUGAAGGAGAGAUUCAGCUGGACCUGCAUUCAUGCCCCAAAACAAUGGUCUUCAUCAUCCACUCCUUCCUCUCGGCCAAAGUCACCCGUCUGGGGCUCUUAGCCUAGAGGUCGUCAGAUGCAUUAGCCCUGAAGAGGGGGUGCCCACCACAUGGCCUGACCUGGCCCUCCGCUGAUUGCCUGCUUACCACUGGGCUGAGGGAAGGGAGAGGAAAGGAACAAGGAGGCAGAGACCCAGCCCCUGAGAGAGGCUGGGACCCAGACUCAGGACACAGUGGAUCCUGCCGGUGACGUGGUAGCCUCCCUGCUGCUCCCCCCACCCACACCAGUGCCUUUUGUGGAGAGAUAUUUUGUGUACGCAGAAGCCAUUCCGAGCCCGGGACCUGCCCCUCUGGGGAUCUUGACCCUAGCUGACAACUGCCAGGCCUCCUAGGGGCCCCUAAACUGUCCCCAGAGGCCCCACCUGAAGCUGGAGUUCCCUGGGGUCUGUGUCAAGAGAAAGAGGGGGAGCCUUUCUGUUCAUUUCUCCCAUCAGCUCUACCACCUUGAGGCAUCUGGUUUUUCUCUUCAUCCCCUCUCUCGCAUCCUUAGUCUCGGAUAAAUAAACAGCCUGUGAGUACAUAGGCAGCCUGG